Camellia sinensis is the source of this 903-nucleotide messenger RNA. The record is from RefSeq and is a predicted model, not a curated record. Lineage: Eukaryota; Viridiplantae; Streptophyta; Magnoliopsida; Ericales; Theaceae.
AUGUCAUCUGGCCAGAAUUCAACAGCUAAUUCCACUCAAGCCACAAGGGGAAAAUCUGAUAUUGCAUGGGCACAUGUUAUCGAGGGACGAGAUGCCAAUGGGAAGAAGACUUACUCAUGUGGCUUUCAAUUUGAGGGUGAUGAUGUUUAUGUCAAUGUUGAUGAUGAGGACGAUGAGCCCAUGUUUGAUGCCGCAAUUGCCAUUGGUCCAGGAUAUAAGGUCCCCACGUACCAUCAACUUCGAGUUCCUUUAUUGGGAGACUCAAAAAAAGAGCUUCAAUUGUAUAUUGACACUUUGAAGAGUUCGUGGGCUGCUUGCGGAUGUACUAUUAUGGGUGAUGGUUGGACUGAUGCUAGACAAAGAAAUCUAAUAAAUUUUCUUGUCUAUAGCCCUAUGGGAAUUGCUUUUGUGAAAUCAAUUGAUGCCUCUGAUGCUGUCAAAGAUGCUACUCUUCUUUCUAAAUUGUUUCUAGAGGUUAUUGAGUGGGUAGGAGUGUCGAAUGUUGUUCAUAUGGUGACAGAUAAUGUAGCAAAUUAUAAAGCUGCUGGAGGACUUGUAAAUGCUACUUACAAAUCUAUAAAUUGGUCUCCAUGUGCAGCUCAUUGCUUGAACUUAAUCUUAAGUGAAAUUUCCAAGAUGAAUCAUGUGCAUGAGCUUGCUAAUAAGGUAUCAACGGUGACAAGGUACAUAUACAACCGUUCAUGGUUGUUAGCUCGGUUGAGAAAGAAGAAGAGUUGGACUGAAAUUGUGCGCCCAGGAGCAACGCGCUUUGCCACUACUUUCCUUGCAUUGCAUAGUAUUCAUGAGCAUAUGCAUGAUUUGCAAGCUUUGGUGACAAGGAGUUUGCAAGUUCAAGAUUUGCCAAAGAGAAGAAAGGAAAGGAUGCCAUUGAUAUCAUUUUAG